Molecule: messenger RNA, 1841 nt
Organism: Funneliformis geosporum
Lineage: Eukaryota; Fungi; Glomeromycota; Glomeromycetes; Glomerales; Glomeraceae
Source: the annotation of a GenBank genome assembly
AUGAACCGCCAAGAAAGCGUCCCAGACUAGUCAGAGCUCUCAAUGGGGAAUAUGUGAAACAAGUUUUUUAUAAUUCGCAAGAGAUACCGUUUACUGAACAAGUAGAAUGGUCCAAAAAUGUUUUCAAUGAUUCCAAUAAUCACCCAAUAAUAAUUGAUAAUGGACAAUAUAGUUUAGGCGCAUCAGAAUUUUCGAAAUUUAUCACAUCGGGUACUUUUGUAGAUAAAUCGCUCUUUAUAAUGGAAUUUAUUAUUUAUGGAAAUCAGGCCAAUUUGAUUACUCGCCCUCGUCAGUUUGGCAAAUCUACAAAUCUAUCAAUGCUUCAUACUUUUCUUUCACCGACAUUCUCUGAGCAGGAAAGGAAAUCCAGACUUGAACUGUUUCAAAGGCUUAAAAUUUCUCAAUUCGAUUGGUUUAUUAAAUUAUACUUUGGAAAUUGGCCUGUUAUCCAUGUUAGUUUCAAGGAUCUUGAUAGUAAAUCCUGGAUUACAAUGCUUAACGGCAUCAAAGAUCGAAUAUCAGAUCUUUAUAAGCAACAUAGUUAUAUUCUUGAUAGUAAGGAGUUUUUAUCAGUUGAAAAGGACGACUUUAGAAAGAUUUUGAAGGGAACAAAAAGCAGGUCGCAUUUAAUUAACUCUCUUAGUAGUCUAGCACGUUAUCUUAAUACAUACUUUCAUAUAAGCUCCAUUGUUCUCAUUGAUGAAUACGACUGGCCAAUGGAACAUGCAGGAAAUUUUUAUGAAGAAGCAGACUCCUUCUUUCGACCAAUGUACUCAAGCGUGGCAAAGGACAAUCAAUAUGUACAUAAGAUCCUGUUUGUUGGGCUCCUUCCGCUAGGCCAAGCAAGCUUCCUUUCUGGGCUCAAUAAUGUAGUGGAAUAUCCAAUGCAUAAAUCACCGAAUCAUGCUCUUUUCUCAGGUACAUUUGGAUUUACCGAAUUGGAAGUUAGUUUUCUGCUAAAAGAAAAAGAAUUGACCAAUAAACUCGAUGAUCUGCACUUCCACUAUAAUGGAUAUAAAACGAGUACUGGUGUUCACAUUUACAACCCACACUCGGUUAUAUCGUAUCUAUAUAACAACAAUAUUAUUGAUGAUUAUUGGAUCAAUGGUCCGGCAACCACACUUAUAAAAUACUUGAAAAAAUGUGGACCAGAUAUUAAAGAACUGCUUGACAAUGUUUUAUCCUCUUACUCGGCAGAUAGUAAUAUAUCCGUUAAUGUAGAACUUCAGAAGACUCUCCGAUACGACAUCCUUGAUAAGGAACCAAAGAUAAACGCAAUAUAUACCUUGCUGUAUUAUAGUGGUUACCUGUCUGUGAAAAGUAUGAAAGGUAAACUAGCUGAACUAGUUAUACCAAAUGAAGAGUUUUGUGAACAAUUUCCAUCGCUUUAUAUGGAUAUGGUAUCCUGUUACGAUAUUGCCGAUUCUAAAAGAACUAAAUUAUAUGAAAAUUGGUACCACUCAUUUAUCCUAGGAACACUUGCUACGUUUCAUGGCAUUGAAUAUCAGGUAUUAUCUAAUCGCGAAACUGGGAACGGACAUCCUGAUGUUCGCAUUAUUCCUCUCAACGAAAAUAAAGACACUUGCAUUAUAUUUAAAUUUAAGCUUGCUAAAUCUGAUGACUGCAAUGAAAUGAAAAGAAGUGUUGAGGAAGGGUUAAAUCAAAUUGUCAAUAAGAACUACCGAGCAAAUGUUCCAGGUCACGUCAAGGUGAUAGUCGAAAUUGCUAUUGCUUUUCAUAAAAAAAGUACUUUUAUCUCUGCCCGCCUCUUAAACCGCAAAAACGAUGGACUUUCAGCGAAUCAUAUCUGGAAAGAGGUUGCCAAAUCAGAGUCUGUUUAG